Scleropages formosus (Asian bonytongue) is the source of this 514-nucleotide messenger RNA. It is a transcript of the gene ndufb4, whose product is annotated as NADH:ubiquinone oxidoreductase subunit B4. The transcript is spliced from 3 exons. Bases 23 to 406 code for a protein of 127 amino acids. NCBI's taxonomy places the organism in Eukaryota, Metazoa, Chordata, Actinopteri, Osteoglossiformes, Osteoglossidae. The record is from RefSeq and is a predicted model, not a curated record. Gene Ontology annotation, cellular component: respiratory chain complex I; mitochondrion.
AAAAAAAAAAAAGGUGCCCAAGAUGGCGGAUUAUCGAGAGGCGCCCUUGGCCGCUCGGCCGAAAACACUGGAGCCGGCCGAGUACUACGAGCUUUCCCCGGAGUGCAGGCGGGCCGAGGAGGAGCGCGCCGCUCUUCGGGCUCAGCUGAAGAGACAGUAUCAGCUGCAGCUCAACAACCCGCACCGGAGGGAUCUCAUCGAAGAUCCGGCUCUGACGCGCUGGACGUACGCGCGCACAAACAUCUACCCCCACUUCAGACCAACGGCCAAGACCUCGCUUUUGGGAGGGUUGUUUUCGGUCGUCCCUCUCUUCGUCUUCUAUUACAUCUUCAAGACUGACCGGGACAAGAGGGAGGCUGCCAUCAAAGCAGGGCAAUACAAGCGUCCAUUUCAGCUCUCCUACUGACUGCAAGAGUGCUGCCAGCCAGUGAUGCUGCGGGGGCUUCUAAUGCCGUGUGUUAUGAAGAAGUGUGAGAACAAACCUGUAAUAAAUGUAACGUAUGUUGAAAACUAA